UUGCACUGAAGAUCACUUUCGAACACUUCUAAAGAACUGAGUUUCAAACCCAUCUGUCGCUCUAAAAACUUUAGCAUUUUUUAGUACGAGUCAAGCAACAUAUUGGUAGAAGCCGAAAGAUCUUGAUAUGUAAUCUAACGACUUCUGUCUAUGUUAAUUCAGUGAUCACGAGCCGAUGAACUGUACAUGAAGAAACACCUAUUCAUAAACACAUAGCUUGAAGAAGAACAUGAAGAAAGACGUGUUUUCCAAUUUGUUUUAAGAUUUUUACCUCGCGCUAGCUAGCACUCAUGCGUAAACUCCAUCCAUUUUCAUGACUGAUAAAUAUUGAAACUGUCUUUUCAAGCAACAAUUUAGAUUUCUUUGGUACCUUACUUAACUUAAAUAAUUUUCCUCGUCAGAGAUUAAUGCAUCUUUUAAUAAUUUAUUGCCCGGAAUGAGUGUGUAUUUGCUGACCCAUUUAUCUUUGUAUUUCUAGAGGGAUUUAUUAUAACAUUGUAUAACUAUUUCUUCUGCAUGUGUUCCUGUCUCAAAUCUCAGUAGCAAAAACUAUCGAAAAAUAACAUCCAUUUAUUGAAAACUUUUGCCACACCAUGCAGUCNUUUUUUUUUUUUUUUUUUUUUUUUGCUGCAGUGCCGGUAUUAUUACGCGUAGUCCUCAAAUUCAUUUCUUGACAACUUGUUUCUGUUUUGUUUUUAGCUUCCUUCGAGAGCAUUCGAGAAACUUGUAAUGCUUAGCAGACAGAAAAUAAUGUCCAUUGUUUAGUUGAAUCGGGCUCUGUAGCCAAUACUUGCGUGCCUAUGUUCAAUCUACAUGUAUUUCCACGCCUCAUUCUAAUCAAUGUUACUUUUCAACAGAUCAAGUGAGCGAGAAACUUCACACACAAAAUGGAAUCGCUGAAGGAAUUGCUGAAGCCUAAAACCUUCAACAGGAUCAGUUACGUAGCAAUUAUUUGUUGGAUCCUAUUUGGAGUAAUCCUGCUCGGCAUCUUUGCAGAAAUGGAGAACAGUGAGUCCAGGUUUGAUUUCCGCUGUGCUGCGAAAAGUGAAAAGAUAGACCUCGUUCGAGGACAGUGUUUUGAACAGUACGAGAAACAAUACAACAAAUCUGGUGUUCCUGUUUACGCCUUUGUGAUUUUGAAUUUUUCUCUCAUUGGAAUUGUUGGAGUGAUUUACUCUCAAGGCGUUAAGUCAAGAGUGGAUCAGCUGCUGGCAGCUAAUCGCGAAAGAGAUGCCGAAAGACAGAACAACGACAACCCAACUGAGCGAAAACGCAGGUUGUUUGUGGCGUAUCUUUGUCAACUUGCCAACAGAUUUGCAAUGGGAAUUGUUUUUAUAGUCCUACAGACUCAAGUUCUUUAUCCUGCCAAUUUCCCCUCCGACUUUCUUUGCCAAAUAGCAGGAGGCAGUCACGCGGCGAAUGGGUCAUCAACCAGCAACAUUCAGAACAGCACCAUGUACGAGUGUCACAAUCAACGAGCAACGAGGAAAACCUUCUGGAUUCAUGCUGUCACUUUCGUAAAUGGAGCUCUUGCGCUUAGUAUACUGAUUGAGAUCAUCUGCAUCUUGUCACGAGCAAGAAAGGGAAAGAAAUUCCUGGAAGAUUCGCAGUUUCUGGCAGAUCAUCUCCCCCCUCGAGAAGAACAAGACUCUCGAGAAUCUGUAGAUCAGGAACUACAACAACAGGAAGAUUCUCGAGAAUCUGAAGAUCAGGAACUACAACAAGAAGACUCUCAAACAUCUGAAGAUGAGGAGCCACAGCAAUUACCGUCAAAAAUAUCCACAUUGAUGGACAGCCUGAAGGAAAGUAUCAGACACUUCACGGAGAGACCUACAGAUCUUGAGGCCCUGUUUAAAAAAGAUCACGGUGAUCCAACACGUAAUGAAGAUCUGAAGAUUGAUAGUAUUUAUACUAAUUUGGUUCUCAUUACAAACACGGCACAAUAUGAUUUCUCCGGCGACAGAGAGCGACAGCUUAACGUCUACCCAAGACCAAAAGGAAAUUCUCUACCGAAAACACGAGGAGAUGUUGUUGAUGUCAAAAACGAAAAAGUCCUCAUUGUUGGCCGUCCCGGCAUCGGCAAAACAUUGUUCUGUACAAAAUUUUUACGUGAAUGGGCAUCUAACCAGCGCCUGUUCAAUGCUAAACUGCACUUUGACUUUGCUCUCCUCCUGAAAUUCAGGAAAUUUAACUCCGUAGAACAACUCAGCCUUCGUGAACUGCUUUCAGCAGCAGAAUUGUCACCGCCAGAAUAUCUCAAUGAUGAAGUUUUGAGUUACAUUCUUGAAAAUCCCGGCAAACUACUUAUCCUGUUUGACGGCUUGGACGAGUCUGCAUAUAUUUCAAGUUUCCGCGAUAACCAGCCCGUUAGCAUGAGUGAGGAACAACGAAUGCCUCUCUCUGCCCUCCUUUACAACAUAGUGAAAGGACAUCUUCUCCGCGGAGCCACUGUUUUAACAACUACAAGACCCACUGCCGUUUCAGACGUAAAACAUUUUCCUUUCCGCAGAACAUUUGAAAUUCUUGGCUUCGCAUCCGAACAAGUUGAAGAAUACGUUAACAACUUUACGAAAAAUGCAGCGGAGAAUGACACAGGAAAAAAAAUAUGGCAGCACAUCAGCACUAAUAUGAACAUUUUCACGUUAUGCUAUAUCCCUGUCAACCUCUUCAUUGUUUGUUCAUGCUUGCUGGAAGUUCUAAAUUACAAAACUCUUUCAACUGGUCUUCCAGAAAAGCUGACACGCAUUUACCAGAUAGCAACAAAACUAUUUUUCUUCAGACACAAUGAGCCGUAUCGUGACAAACGCCUCCAUCGGGAAGACAUUGAAUCAAAAGAUUGGCCUCCUGAAUUCAAGCCACUGUCGAAAAUUGCUUUCGAUGGCAUAAGAGAGAGAAAACUUGUCUUUGGUGCAAACGAAGUCAGCAAGGAUGUAGUUCAAAGUGCGCUCUUUCAUCGCCUACCAGAUCUUCAGACUGACUCAUUCAAAUACGAAGCUCAAUUCUGUUUCCUUCAU
Molecule: messenger RNA, 3014 nt
Organism: Orbicella faveolata
Lineage: Eukaryota; Metazoa; Cnidaria; Anthozoa; Scleractinia; Merulinidae
Cellular component (GO): cytoplasm
Molecular function (GO): protein binding
Source: RefSeq, a predicted model, not a curated record